This is a messenger RNA of Necator americanus (New World hookworm), 285 nucleotides long. RefSeq lists its product as uncharacterized. Bases 1 to 285 code for a protein of 94 amino acids. The transcript has 2 exons. The record is from RefSeq and is a predicted model, not a curated record. NCBI's taxonomy places the organism in Eukaryota, Metazoa, Nematoda, Chromadorea, Rhabditida, Ancylostomatidae.
AUGUACAAGGUUUUGGAGCGGAUCAUCCUGGAUCGACUAAUGCGACAUCGCGAAGAAACCACCCGUGACGACAAAGCCGGCUUUCGCCCUGGUCGAUCGACGAUUGAUCAGACUUCGGAGCCAAUUUCGACUGCUGCUGUCCGAACACCAGCUGGAUGUACUACACCGUUCGAAGUGGAAACUGGGAUGAGACAAGGGGCCGUGGAAGAACCCCUUCUGUUCAACUUUGUCGUCGAUGACAUAAUGCGGAGAACAGAUGAGCAGUGUCCCGCCGAUGUCAUUUAA